AUGGUCCAAGCAGAGUCCUCCUCGUCCGCCGCCCGCAACGGCGUCAAGCCAAAUCCUAAUGCCACCAGCAGCGCGAACUACGACCUCCCCUGGGUAGAAAAGUACCGGCCUAUCGUCCUCGACGACAUAGUGGGCAACACCGAGACAAUCGAGCGUCUCAAGAUCAUCGCCAAAGACGGCAACAUGCCGCACGUCAUCAUCUCCGGCAUGCCCGGCAUCGGCAAAACAACCUCGAUCCUCUGCCUCGCGCGGCAGCUGCUCGGGCCCUCCGUCUACAAAGAAGCCGUCCUCGAGCUCAACGCCUCCGAUGAGCGCGGCAUCGACGUCGUGCGCAACCGCAUCAAGGGCUUCGCGCAGAAGAAGGUCACCUUGCCGCCGGGAAGGCACAAAAUCGUGAUCCUGGACGAGGCCGACAGCAUGACGAGCGGCGCGCAGCAGGCACUGCGCCGCACGAUGGAGAUCUACAGCUCCACAACCCGCUUCGCGUUCGCGUGCAACCAGUCCAACAAGAUCAUCGAGCCGUUGCAGAGCCGCUGCGCGAUUCUGCGGUACGCGCGCCUGACGGACGGACAGGUGGUGAAGCGCCUGCUGCAGAUUUGCGAGGCGGAGAACGUGCAGUAUAGCGAGGACGGGGUGGCGGCGUUGGUGUUUAGCGCUGAGGGGGAUAUGCGGCAGGCUAUCAAUAAUCUGCAGUCCACGCACGCCGGGUUUGGAUUUGUCAACGGGGAUAACGUGUUUAGGGUCGUGGAUAGCCCGCAUCCGGUCAAGGUGCAGGCGAUGAUCAAGGCGUGUUUUGAGGGGCGAGUGGAUGGAGCGCUGGAUACUCUGAAGGAGCUGUGGGACCUCGGCUACUCAUGCCACGACAUCAUCAGCACCAUGUUCAAGGUCACCAAGACGAUUCCCACGCUGCCUGAGCACUCAAAGCUGGAGUUCAUCAAAGAAAUCGGCUUCACGCAUAUGCGUAUCCUCGAAGGCGUCCAGACUUUCGUCCAACUCGCGGGCUGCGUCGCCCGUCUUUGCAAGAUCAACAUGAAGCCCAGCCUCUUCGCCCUGCCGACAAAAUGA
Messenger RNA from Coniosporium apollinis CBS 100218, 1065 nucleotides. Its product is annotated as replication factor C subunit 4. Gene Ontology annotation, biological process: DNA-templated DNA replication; DNA repair. The record is from RefSeq and is a predicted model, not a curated record. NCBI's taxonomy places the organism in Eukaryota, Fungi, Ascomycota, Dothideomycetes. Gene Ontology annotation, molecular function: ATP binding; ATP hydrolysis activity; DNA binding. The transcript is spliced from 2 exons. Bases 1 to 1065 code for a protein of 354 amino acids. Gene Ontology annotation, cellular component: DNA replication factor C complex; nucleus; Ctf18 RFC-like complex.